AUGGAGAACAUAGAUGCUUGUAGAGAUUUCAUCAAAGACGCUAGGCGUAUCAUCAUAAAGGUUGGGACUUCUGUGGUCACACGCCAAGAUGGAAGAGUAGCGGUUGGGAAAUUAGGGACACUAUGCGAGCAGAUUAAGGAGCUGAACUCUCUGGGUUAUGAGAUUAUUUUGGUGUCAUCUGGUGCUGUUGGCCUUGGUCGCCAAAGGCUCAGAUACAGGAAAUUAGUUAACAGCAGGUUAGGAUGGUUAUUAUCUUACUUUAAGAUACUUGACAUUGAUGUUUUACUCCUUUCUCUAACUGCCCUGCAGCUGGAUGUGACAUCUGCUCAGCUUCUUGUGACGGACAAUGAUUUUAGAGACAGGGAUUUCAGAAAGCAACUUACUGAAACUGUGAAAUCAUUGUUAGCAUUAAAAGUUAUUCCCAUAUUCAACGAGAAUGAUGCAGUUAGUACUAGGAAAUCUCCAUAUGAGGAUUCUUCUGGCAUAUUUUGGGAUAAUGACAGUUUAUCAGCUUUAUUGGCCUUGGAGUUAGAAGCUGAUCUUCUUAUUUUGUUGAGUGAUGUAGAGGGUCUUUAUAGUGGCCCUCCAAGUGAUCCACGCUCAAAGCUUAUUCAUACAUACAUUAAGGAAAAGCAUCAAAAUGAAAUUACUUUUGGAGACAAGUCUAGGGUGGGAAGAGGUGGAAUGACAGCCAAAGUAAAAGCUUCUAUUCAUGCGGCUGAAGCUGGCAUUCCAGUUAUCAUUACCAGUGGUUAUUCAGCUGAAAAUAUCAUUAAAGUCCUCCAAGGACAACGAAUUGGAACCCUCUUCCAUAAAGAUGUGCAUAUGUGGGCCCCAGUAAAAGAGGUUGAUGCACGUGAGAUGGCAGUUGCGGCUAGGGACUGUUCCAGACGGCUUCAGGCCUUGUCUUCAGAAGAGAGGAAACAAAUUUUACUAAAAAUAGCUGAUGCCCUGGAAGCACAUCAAAAAGAGAUAAGGAUUGAAAAUGAAGCUGAUAUUGCUGCUGCACAACAAGCAGGAUAUGAAAAUUCCUUGGUUGCUAGGCUGGCUUUGAAGAAUGAGAAGCUUGCAAACCUUGCCAACAACAUACGAAUUAUUGCAAACAUGGAAGAUCCGAUUGGUCGAGUGCUAAAACGAACUGAGCUUGCAGAUGGGCUAAUUUUAGAGAAAACAUCAUCUCCUUUGGGAGUUCUUUUAAUUGUUUUUGAGUCUCGCCCUGAUGCAUUAGUUCAGAUAGCUUCCUUGGCAAUCAGAAGUGGGAAUGGGCUUCUCUUGAAAGGAGGCAAGGAGGCUAAGCGAUCAAAUGGAAUUUUGCACAAAGUAAUUACUGAAGCCUUACCAGAUACUGUUGGUGCAAAACUUAUUGGACUUGUGACGUCAAGAGCAGAAAUUCCUGAGCUGCUUAAGCUUGAUGAUGUGAUUGAUCUGGUGAUCCCAAGAGGCAGCAACAAACUUAUCUCUCAGAUCAAGAGUACCACUAAAAUUCCUGUUCUGGGUCAUGCUGAUGGAAUUUGUCACGUCUAUGUCGAUAAAUCUGCUAAUAUGGAGAUGGCAAGGCGGAUUGUACUAGAUGCAAAAAUAGAUUAUCCAGCAGGCUGCAAUGCCAUGGAAACACUUCUUGUUCACAAGGACUUAAUAGAGAAAGGUUGGCUUAGUGAUAUUGUUGUUGACCUACGGACAGAAGGUGUAACAUUAUAUGGAGGACCAAAGGCAAGUUCUCUGUUAAAUAUUCCACAGGCACGUUCAUUUCAUCAUGAGUACAGUUCGUUGGCUUGCACUAUUGAAAUUUUGGAUGAUGUUUAUGCAGCUAUUGAUCAUAUAAAUAUUCAUGGAAGUGCACAUACUGAUUCCAUCGUCGCAGAAGAUCAAGAAGUAGCUGAUGCGUUUCUAAACCAAGUAGACAGUGCUGCUGUUUUUCACAAUGCUAGUACAAGAUUCAGUGACGGGGCACGAUUUGGACUAGGUGCAGAGGUUGGAAUAAGUACAAGCAGGAUUCAUGCUCGGGGUCCGGUAGGAGUUGAUGGAUUGUUAACAACCAGAUGGAUUCUCAAAGGAAGUGGAGAAGUAGUAGAUGGUGACAAAGCAGUUAGCUACACCCACAAAGACCUUGCUACUUGAUAUGUAACUUUUGCAAAUAAAAUUCACAUCACUCUUCAUGCAGGGAAGGUCACUAGGCUGUGCUUUAUUUUCCUUGGUCUUUUCUUCUGUCUUGAGAGUGGAGCUAAAAUUGUACAAUUCAGUAGAGGGGGAGUGAUAUUUGUGUUAUGUAUUGCUGCUUUUCUAUUC
Messenger RNA from Gastrolobium bilobum, 2286 nucleotides. RefSeq names its product delta-1-pyrroline-5-carboxylate synthase-like. The record is from RefSeq and is a predicted model, not a curated record. Gene Ontology annotation, molecular function: glutamate-5-semialdehyde dehydrogenase (NADP+) activity; glutamate 5-kinase activity; ATP binding. Lineage: Eukaryota; Viridiplantae; Streptophyta; Magnoliopsida; Fabales; Fabaceae. The coding region runs from base 1 to 2118 and encodes 705 amino acids. The transcript has 19 exons.